This is a messenger RNA of Hevea brasiliensis (rubber tree), 1337 nucleotides long. RefSeq lists its product as uncharacterized. Lineage: Eukaryota; Viridiplantae; Streptophyta; Magnoliopsida; Malpighiales; Euphorbiaceae. Bases 229 to 1152 code for a protein of 307 amino acids. Gene Ontology annotation, biological process: maturation of LSU-rRNA; maturation of 5.8S rRNA. The transcript has 9 exons. The record is from RefSeq and is a predicted model, not a curated record. Gene Ontology annotation, cellular component: preribosome, large subunit precursor.
AUCCGCGUCUAAUAAUUAUUUAAUUAAUAAAAAUGUUAAAGUAAGAAAAUAGAAUUCCCAGAUAGGGUUUUGCAAUUUGCAGUGAACCCUAGUUCCCGUCUCCAUCUUAGAUUCUUAAGUAGACGAGAAAGAAGCAGCUGCAAGAGCAAGUGAUUAGCUGCACCAUCCUUCGUCCUCUGUUCUAAUCACUCACCAGCACUGAUACUUGUUGAAACAUUCAAGUAAACGAUGGCCGAGGAAACCCGUGUGCCAGAAUCGAUUAAAUCCUUAAGAAAGAGAAAAUCAGGGCAUAAGAAAAGCAACAAGGCAAAGAAGAAGCAAAAGCAGUUUCAGGGUAUUAAAGAGAGAGUCAAAAUAGAUCCCAAAAUGAAGAAACUACUUCGGAAGAAGGCACGUGAUUACAAUUCUGAUGAUGAUGAUGAGGAUGAGAGUACCCAUGGUAUUGGAGAUGAAAAGACAGUGUCUUUGAAGGAUGAUGAUAAGCAGGAUUUUGGCAUUGAAGUUGAAGAGCCUGAAAAUGAAGAAGAAGAUGAUGAAAUUCAGCCUGGAAUUACUAAAUUCAGCGAGGGUUGUAGAGCAUUUAGGAUUGCUUUUAAGAGUAUUAUGAAGAAGAGUGUAUCUGAUGAUUCACUGGGACCGGUGUUAUCGGGACACGAGAAGCUUGUGGCGGAGAAGCUUGCUGAGGAGGAUGCAGAAAGGAAGGUCAAGAGAGAGGCCAAGAAGGAGAAACAAUUGGUGGGAGAGAAGGGCCAUGUGAAGCCUGCUAAUUACUUAGACUCACAUGAAAAGUUUCUUAUCGGUGUUGCCACAAAAGGAGUGGUCAAGUUAUUUAAUGCUGUUAACAAGGCACAAAAUGCACAGAAAGGAUUGGAUCCUUCAAGAACAAAAGAUGCAAAAGUUAUAAAGAAGCGGAGGAAAGAAGCCUUCUUUUCUGAGUUAGGCAAGACACCAGUGUCUGACCGUAAUGCUAAGAACAUGCAGGUUCAUAAAUCUUCUGGCCCAGUGGAUAGUGAAGGGCCCUCUUGGGCUCCAUUACGUGAUAACUACAUGCUAACAAAUUCCAAGUUGAAGGACUGGGAUAAGAUGCCAGAUAAAGUUGUAGCAGAUGAUAUUGGCAAGAUCUCGGAAGACAGCGGUUCUGAUGAUGAUUGAUAUUGUUGACAUAAUAUUUUUUGCUGGGAAAAACUCCAUGCCAACUUGGGGAAAUUGAUAUAGCGAUAAUAUUAGUGCACAGGAAAGCCCACCUUUAUGUCUCUCUAAUGUUUUGAAAUGCAUUAUUUGAAUAUCUAACUUACAUGGUAUUUGAUUUUCAUUUACAUGGACUUUUUCUUCCUUGA